AUGGCGGGUGCGUAUACGGAUCAGCUGGAAGCCUACUUCAAGAGAGCAGAUUUGGAUGGAGAUGGCAGGAUCAGCGGAGCUGAAGCCGUCGCUUUCUUUCAGGGUUCCAAUUUGCCCAAACAAGUUCUUGCUCAGAUAUGGAUGCAUGCUGAUCAGAACAAAACUGGUUUUCUUGGUCGCCCAGAAUUUUAUAAUGCUCUCAGACUUGUGACUGUGGCACAGAGUAAGAGAGAACUAACGCCGGAUAUUGUCAAGGCUGCAUUAUAUGGUCCGGCCGCUGCAAAAAUUCCUGCUCCACAAAUUAAUCUUCCACCCACAUCUGCACCUCAAUCAAAUCCAAUGGCUUCCACCUCUGCUCCACAGAUGGGUAUGGGAACCCCGCCAACAUCUCAAAAUUUUGGAUUUAGAGGACCAGGAGUUCCCAAUACAACUAUGAACCAGAAUUAUUUUCCGCCUCAGCAAAAUCAGUCCUUGAGACCUCCUCAAGCCAUACCGACUGGAAUGCCUACUGGUAGCCAUUCUCGUCCACCACAAGGUGUUGGAGGUGGUAUGGGGGCUCCCAGUGUUCUAAACUCAAAUGUCUCAAGUAAUUGGCUUAGUGGAAGCACUGGUGCACCUCCUGCUGGGCCCAGAGGGCUUAGUCCUUCCAUGCCCUCAUCUACACCAAAAUCACAACCUCCAGUUUCAACAUCUUCUCUGCCGGCAGCUAAUGACUCCAAAGCAUUAGUUGUUUCUGGAAAUGGGUUUGCAUCCAAUUCAGCUUUUUCAGGUGAUUUAUUUUCUGCAACCCCCGGUCAACCAAAACAGGAAUCUUCUGGAUCAACAUAUUCUGCUAGAAGUACACCCACCUCAUCAGCCACUGUGCCAGUUUCCAGUGGGCCCCAACCUUCCAGUAAGCUUAGUGCACUUGAUUCACUGAGUGCAUUCACGAUGCAGCCUUCUGGCACUCAGUUUCAGCGGCCCCAGGGACCCUUGAACCAUAGUCAGCAGGUAUCAGCUCCAGCUUCUUCCUCUUUUGCAUCAUCUGGGGUUUCAGUUGGAGCGGGAAACUCUACUUCUGAAAAUUCACAGAUUCCUUGGCCAAAGAUGAAGCCAUCUGAUGUUCAGAAAUAUUCAAAAGUGUUUAUGGAAGUAGACACUGACAGAGAUGGGAGAAUCACUGGUGACCAGGCACGGAAUCUAUUUCUGAGUUGGAGGUUACCAAGAGAGGUUUUAAAGCAGGUGUGGGACUUAUCUGAUCAAGAUAAUGACAGCAUGCUUUCCUUGAGGGAGUUUUGCUUUUCUCUCUAUUUGAUGGAACGUUACAGGGAAGGUCGCCCUCUUCCAGACACACUCCCACAUAAUGUGAUGUUUGAUGAAACACUGCUGUCCAUGACAGGUCAACCCAAAGUCCCAUAUGGAAAUGCAGCUUGGAGUGCCAACCCUGGUUUUGGACAACAUCAAGGGAUGCAAGGUUCCCAGAUGAUGGCACCUGCUGCAGGUUUGAGGCCACCGAUGCAGUUAAGCACCCCCCAGGCAGAUGGUGCAUUGCAACCAAAUCAGCAGAAUUUGAGAGUGCAAGGGAUGGAGGGUUUGAAUACAACCCAACUUGAUAAUGGGAAGCAGGAUUCAUCUAACUCAAAACCUGAAGAGCCUAAAGAUGCAGGGAAAAAGGUUGAACAAACUGAGCAUGUGAUUUUGGAUUCAAGAGAGAAGAUGGAGUUCUACCGGACAAAAAUGCAGGAACUUGUUCUGUAUAAAAGCAGAUGUGAUAACAGGUUAAAUGAGAUCACAGAAAGGGCAAUUGCAGACAAGCGUGAGUCUGAGUCUCUGGCUAAGAAAUAUGAGGAGAAGUAUAAACAAGUGGCAGAAAUAGCAUCUAAGUUAACCAUUGAAGAAGCCACGUUUCGUGAAGUUCAGGAGAGGAAGAUGGAAUUGCAUCAAGCAAUUGUUAAAAUGGAGCAAGGAGGUAGUGCAGAUGGUAUUCUUCAGGUCCGUGCUGAUCGGAUACAAUAUGAUCUUGAGGAGCUAGUAAAGGCUCUUUCUGAACGUUGCAAGAAACAUGGAUUAAACAUGAAGUCAAGUGCAAUAAUUGAGCUCCCAAUUGGCUGGCAACCUGGAAUUCAAGAUGGAGCAGCUGUUUGGGAUGAAGAUUGGGAUAAGUUUGAAGAUGAAGGAUUUGCCAAUAAUCUCACAAUUGAUGCCUCAGCAAAAGCACAAUCUGUAUCUGUUCAGAGGGACAAGGCUUCCCCAGAUCGUAGUUCUACUCCUGAUUCAUCAUUUGCUGAUGGCAAGUCAAUGAAUGGUGAACAUGCCCUUGAAAGUGAAUCUGCUUUCACCCAUGGUGAAGAUGAAUAUGCAAGAAGCCCUAAUGGCAGUCCGGCUGGAAGGACUGCUCCAGAAAGCCCGUCUCAAGAGUUCUCAGACGUCCAUUAUGGUAAAAGUUUUGAAGCAGACGCAGAAACACAUGGAAGUUUUGAUGAGUCAACCUGGGGUGCCUUUGACAAUAAUGAUGAUACUGACUCUGUGUGGGGUUUUAACACCAAGGGGUCAGAUUCUGAGAAGCAUAGGGAUUUCUUUGGAUCAGAUGACUUUGGUCUUCACCCAGUAAGAACUGGAUCCCCCCAUGCAGAAACCACCUUUCAGAAAAAGAGCCUGUUCUUUGAAGACUCUGUUCCUAGCACUCCGCUCUCCAAAUUUGGCAACUCUCCAAGAUACAGCGAGGCUGGGGAUCACUACUUUGACAAUUUCUCGAGGUUUGAUUCCUUCAGCAGCAGCAGGCAUGACGGUGGGUUUUCUUCGCAACCGGAGAGGUUCACGAGGUUCGAUUCCAUGAGCAGCAGCAAGGAUUUCGGCCACACAAGGUUUGAUUCCAUAAGCAGCAGCAAGGACUUCGGCCAAGGGCGUGAGCAGCUCACAAGGUUCGAUUCCAUAAACAGCACAAAAGAUUUUGGCCAGAGUGCAUUUUCUUUUGACGAGACAGAUCCAUUUGGCUCAUCUGGCCCAUUCAAGGUCUCAUCAGAGAGUCAAACAUCAAAGAAAGGUUCUGAUAAUUGGAGUGCUUUCUAA
This is a messenger RNA of Prunus armeniaca (apricot), 3048 nucleotides long. Lineage: Eukaryota; Viridiplantae; Streptophyta; Magnoliopsida; Rosales; Rosaceae. The record is from the annotation of a GenBank genome assembly.